AUGAUGAUGAUGGUUCAUCAUGAUAAUCACCGUCGUCCAUUUUCAUCAUCAGAAAGAGGUGAAGCUGAUGGUCCCACAUGUAACAGACCCCCUGUGACUGAUAACUAUCCUAAUAAUAAUAGUGUAUACGAUGUCGUAGUUGCUGCUGCAGCUGGUUCUUCUUCUAGUGGCGGUCAAGUUUUAAGAGGUUUGCAGCCUUUUGACAUUUCAAACAGAACAACGAACACUCCUAUUUCUGCUCAUCAUACCGCCUUCAGGUCCCCAGGAGGGAUGACGACAUCUUUGGGCUUUCCUUUUACAAAUACACAGUGGAAAGAGCUUGAGAGACAAGCCAUGAUAUACAAGUAUAUGGUUGCAUCUCUCCCUGUGCCUCGUGAUCUCCUCUUCCCAAUUACCAGAGCUCCCUCAAGCCCAACUAUUUCUCAAUCACCCUUGAGUAGCGGUUUCAAUCUUAGGCUAUCAAACAGUACAGAUCCAGAGCCAGGGAGGUGCAAGAGAACAGAUGGAAAGAAAUGGAGGUGUUCAAGAGAUGUGGCGCCUGACCAGAAGUACUGUGAGCGCCAUAUGCACAGAGGCCGUCCCCGUUCAAGAAAGCAUGUGGAAGUUCAUGCCAACACCACAACCAAGAGGGUUCGCCAUGACAUCAAUCAAGCUCCUCCUACCAUGUCCCCGGCAACUGUGUCAAUUUCUGACACCACAUCCAUCAACAAGAAUGUUUGCCAGACUCAGUUUAUUGAAUCUACUCUUCAACCAUACCAUCAGUCUCCUAUGUUUCUGAAUAGGGACACUGUCAAGGCUACAACUUUUGAUUCUAUGAACUCUGCUUCAUCAGACAGAGAGCCUAGGAGCUUAGAUUGGCUGAUGAUGAAAGGAGAACCUGUUCAAAUGGCCACUUCUGAUCCACAAUGGCAGCAUCUGAUGCAGAGCAAAACAGAGCUAAACUCCAAGAUCCCCUUCUUUGAUGCUAAUUCCUCUAUUUUCACCCGACGUUCUGAAGAAGAGUGUUUCUUGAAUUUGAAUUCGUACACAAAUUUCAACGCCGGCGGAGAGGAUCAACCAGACAACGAGUGCAAUAUGUUUCUCAAUCCAGAUGUGGUUUCUUUAGGUAAUCCUCUGUUGGAAGAAACCCCAAGAUGUUUCAUUGACGCGUGGUCCAAAACAAUGAUAGAUGAAGACACCAUGGCCAACUCUAUUAGCAACAAAGACAAUAGCUCUGCUCCAUCAAGUGGGCAGCUCUCACCUUCUUCCCUAACACUGUCAAUGGGAGGGCUUUCAACAUGGCUCAGCCCUGCUUCAUGGGUUGCUUCGGCACCAGGCGGGCCAUUAGCUGAGGUCCUAAAACCCACGACCAGCGCAGCAUCAAAUCCAUCGUCUCCUAUCACAGCUGCUACUGCCAAUGGAGAAUUGGGUAGCCCAUUGGCGACAACGGUGUCAUCACCAUCUGGGGUUCUUCAGAAGACGUUUGCUUCACUGUCUGAUAGUAGUGGUAAUAGCAGCCCAACCCUGGCAAGUUCAAGGGCUAAGCAGCCAGAGAUUGUUUCUCUGUGGUUGAAUCAGAACAAAGCAUAA
Prunus armeniaca (apricot) is the source of this 1569-nucleotide messenger RNA. The record is from the annotation of a GenBank genome assembly. NCBI's taxonomy places the organism in Eukaryota, Viridiplantae, Streptophyta, Magnoliopsida, Rosales, Rosaceae.